AUGAUUAAAGUUUUUUUAAUUGUAAAUAGCAGUGGAAAAAUUCGUAUUCGUCGUUUUUAUGAUGAAGUAGAGUGUAUUAAUUCUCUUUAAAAUUAGUCGCUAGAUAGCAAUAAAUUGAAUAAAAGUUAAUAUAAUUGACUAGCAAAUUAAGUCCAAAUAGUUGUAAUUUCUUUAAGGACUUGGAUGGAAUUUAUGAUAAAAAAUGUAAAAUUGUUAUGAGAUUUUUUGGAACUUUGUAUUUCAUUGCAGUAAUUGAUGAAGAUGAAUCUGAAUUAGGUGUUCUUGACUUAAUUUAAAAUAUUGUUGAUUUAAUGGAUAAGAUCUUUGAAAAUGCAUGUGAACUUGAUGUGCUUUAUCAUCCAGAUAAAAUGAAUGCUUUAAUUGAUGAAAUUAUUGUUGCAGGCAUUGUUGUAGAAACAAAUAUAAUGGAUAUACAAGAAGCACUUAAAUAGUAAGAAACUCAAAUUAAAAAUAAAUGA
Messenger RNA from Paramecium primaurelia, 479 nucleotides. The record is from the annotation of a GenBank genome assembly. NCBI's taxonomy places the organism in Eukaryota, Ciliophora, Oligohymenophorea, Peniculida, Parameciidae.